AUGGCACCAUUAUCAACUUCCUCCUCCUCCUCCUCCUCCUCCUCCUCUUCCUCUCGAAGACCACCGCCGCGUCUGACGACAUUUUUGCGAGCGCGGUGUGGAGGCAAAAGUGGCGAUGGAAGCGAUGAUAGUAUCGAUAGAUAUUGGUACGUGAGCGAUGUGGAUGAAGCGUUCGUGGCUCGUGCAAAGCAAAUAGGGAGCGCGACGACAAAGACAUCAUCACCAUCCUUGUCCUUUCGGCAAACCGCGAAGAAAGCGACCAAGAACAGAGAUUUGGCACUUUUGAAGUUAUCUGAUGUAGCUUUGAAAACUUCGUCUUCUUCUUUGGAGGAUUUUGACGAGGAGACGAGGCUCGCGCUCGAUUUAGUCGCGGACGCGUCGAUACAGUUGUUGCGUUUGGAGAAUGACUUGAUUUCGCCGGAUGAACUUUUAGAAGCGCCGGCAGAUUUAUAUGCAGCGGUGGCAACGAAUUGCGAUGUAGAUUGGAAGUUGGAGGCAGAUUUAGAAGAUGUCGUUGAGUAUUCGAACGCGCCGGAAUUGGAGAGAAAGAAAGUGCAAGGGAAAAGGAGGGGAAACGAGAGAGAAGCUUUUGGUUUUGUGAAAGCGAGACUAGGGGGCGUGUUGAGCGAAACCGGUGAAGCCGCGCAGCGAUGGAAAGAUUUUUGGCAAAGCGCAAACGCACUAAGAAGAGUAGGAAGCACGAGUAGUACUGGUGGCGAUUUGAAUGGCACGUCGAUGGGAGUAGGGGGAAAAAAAGAGACGUAUUACGGGGAGGAUAUGUUUUUCGUGCCACCGAGAUUUUACGGAGCGAAUGACUUUGACAGCAGUAAUCAACACUGCGACCAAAUAUCCAGUGGCUUAGAAUCUACAAUUUUAUCGAAUAUGACGCGCGGUUUAGAUAGCGCGAAUGCGUUCGCAUCUUUAGAGCUAGAACGGUCGAGGACUCCUUCGUUCCACGAGCUGGACGCAUUAGGUACUGAGAGCGAGGUGUCAACUUCUCUUCAAGCCGGCUCUGGCUCAAUUCUAUCUUGGCUUCGCGAACAAUGCGAAAUAUUUAGAGAAAACAAUCAGAAUUCAGAUGCAUUUGCAGGUUGGACGGAUAUUUGCGGAAAUAUCUGUCGCGUGUGCUUGAACACUUCGAGCAGCGACGACCAGGUUGCAUCUGAGUUGUUCGAUUUACUCGGUGACGGUGGAUUUGAUCUCGUCGCGAGCGUUUGCGAAAGACGAGGUCAACUUGCGGAUGCCAUCAGACGACGGCUGCAAGCUUUAAAAGAAGCGUUUGAUCCAGAAGAAUCUGCCCAGGAUGAUUAUGCGAAAAGUAAAUCUGCCGUCUCCGUUCGAUCAACGACGGACGUCGCGAUGGAGAAAAUCCGAAAGAAAGAAGAACGGAGGAAUAAACGACGCGCUGCUGGUGGUCAUGGAGAAUAUUUGUUAGAAUGGUUUACGAACGAUUCUGGACUUGGUUAUGGCGCUUUCUGCGACGAUUUGUUACCGCUACCGAACAGAAACGAAGCCGCGCCGGGAAGUGUGGAUGACAUUCUGAACAGUUUGCGCGGACUAGGUCUCGGAACAGACGGCGGAAAAAAAGCUCUGCCGCCGGGAACGACUCGUAAAGUCUUGGAAGGUUACGAAGAAAUUUACGUACCUGCGCGUAUCCCUGACGCCGUGGCAGACGGUGAAUUACAAGUUUCUGUGUCUUAUCUCCCGGCUUGGGCUCAAACUGCGUUCAAAGGUAUUCAGACAUUUAAUCGUAUUCAGUCCAAAAUUUUUGAGUGCGCGUAUACGUCGAACGAGAACGUUCUUGUAUGCGCACCUACUGGUGCAGGAAAGACGAAUAUUGCUAUGCUAUGCGCGAUGCAAGAAAUAGCUAAACAUUUUGACGAAGAGAAUAAUUGCUUGCACGAACACGACGAUUUCAAGAUUGUUUACGUGGCGCCGAUGAAGGCAUUGGCGGCUGAAGUCACGCGGACGUUUCAGAAGCGACUCGACGAAUUGGGGAUGGUGUGUCGAGAACUAACUGGCGAUACGCAGCUCUCCAAGAGAGAAUUAGAAGAAACGCACGUUAUUGUUACGACGCCAGAGAAAUGGGACGUCAUCACGCGAAAAGGUGGUGAAGUUUCCGUAGCCUCCACUCUCAGACUCCUUAUUAUCGAUGAAGUGCACUUAUUGAACGACGAGCGAGGACCGGUCAUUGAAACUCUAGUGGCGCGAACGCGUCGUCAAGUCGAGCAAACGCAAUCAAUGAUUCGAAUUGUCGGUUUGUCGGCAACUUUGCCCAAUCCGAGAGAUGUUGCGCGGUUUUUAGGUGUCACCGAAGGUAAAGGCUUGUUCGUAUUUGACCAAUCGUACAGACCGAUUCCGCUCACACAAGUUUUCAUUGGCGUUUCAGAGACAAACGCAAUGAAACGUCAGAAUGUGACUAUUCGAAUAGCUUUUAAGAAAGCGUGCGAGGCACUUCGUAAGGGUAAACAGGCGAUGGUCUUUGUGCAUUCAAGAAAGGAUACGGUAAAAACAGCGCGACAGUUGGCUGAAAUAGCGGGAGAAGAAGGCGAACUCGAGUUGUUUGAGAACGACACACACGAGGAGAAAUCGAUAUUCGCUAGAGAAGUGUCGCGAUCAAGAAACCAAGAGAUGAAAGAAUUAUUCUUUAAAGGUUUUGGCUGUCACAACGCUGGGAUGCUUCGAAAAGAUCGGACGUUAGUGGAGCAAAUGUUUGCCGCCGGUGUGAUCAAAGUAUUAGUAUGUACGGCAACUUUAGCAUGGGGGGUAAACUUACCCGCCCAUCAAGUCAUCAUCAAGGGAACGCAGCUCUACGACGCGAGUGCGGGAGGUUUUAAGGACCUUGGUGUUCUAGAUGUACAGCAAAUUUUUGGCAGAGCAGGUCGGCCGGGUUUCGAUACCAGUGGUGAGGGUGUCAUUAUCACCGAACAUAAGAAGCUCACGAAAUAUGUUGCAAUGUUGACGCACUCCACUCCGAUUGAGUCGCAAUUCAUCGAGUGUUUGGCGGAUAAUUUGAACGCCGAAAUUGUGUUAGGAACCGUAACGAAUGUCCGCGAAGGCGCGCAGUGGUUGAGUUACUCUUACUUACACACGAGAAUGGAGCAAAAUCCACUCGGAUAUGCUUUGACAUGGGAUGAAGUUCGCUUGGAUCCCGGGCUCAUCGAGCAUCGGAGAAACUUGAUUAAAACAGCAGCGAGAAAGCUACACAAGGCUAAGAUGAUUCGCUUCGACGAACAAUCAGGCCAACUGUAUCAAACCGAAGCUGGACGCAUCGCGUCGCACUUCUACAUCAAAGUUACUUCCAUGGAAUUGUUCGAAGAGAUGAUGAAUCGACACAUGUCCUUGCCAGAAGUGUUGCACGUAAUCUCGCACUCCUCUGAGUUUGAAAAUAUCGCGCCGAGAGAAGAUGAAAUGCCAGAACUCGAGGCACUUCGAAGAAACCGUCGUUCCGCCUGUCCGAUUGAGAUUAAAGGUGACAUGAGCGAUAAAAUUGCCAAGGUUAAUUUACUCUUGCAAGUAUACGUAUCUCGGAAGCGAUUAGAAUCGUUUUCAUUAGUUGCAGAUUCAAGUUACAUUUCUCAAAAUGCCAGCAGAAUAUGUCGCGCUUUGUUCGAGCUCAUGCUUAAGCGUGGAUGGCCAUCGCUGGCAGAAACACUGUUAACGCUUUCAAAAGCGGUAGAUCGAAGAUUAUGGCCACACCACUCACCACUACGUCAGUUCGAAAAUACUCUGAAGCCAGAGACAAUCUAUAAGCUGGAAGAGAAGGAUGCCACCGUCGAUCGCUUGAUCGAUGUGAGUGCAAAGGAAGUUGGUGAUUUACUGCGACUCAAUGCUGUCGUUGGAGCGCAAGUGAAACGCUGCGUCGAACAACUCCCUCACGUCAAUCUUGAAGCUGUAGUUCGGCCGAUCACGCGCUCUGUGCUUCGAGUUUCCGCAACUCUUACGCCUGAGUUCAUGUGGAGAGAUGAAGUUCACGGGCAAGCGCAACAAUGGUUGAUUUGGGUGGAGGAUCCCGUGAAUGAGCACAUUUAUCACACGGAGACUUUCACUUUGAGCAAAAAGCAAUACAAAGAAGGUAGAAUGACGUUGGCGUUUACCAUUCCAAUUUUUGAUCCACGACCGCCCCAAUACUUCUUAAGGGCAACGCAUUUGUAUUGGUUAGGAUGCGAAUCGUUCUUAGAACUCGAUUUAGAGGACAUUGUUUUACCGACGGAACCGCCGCCGAAUACUGAGCUACUCGAUUUGGAACCGCUUCCAAGAUCCGCGCUCAAUAAUCCGACGUAUGAGUCCCUCUAUGAAAAGAAAUUUACACAUUUCAACGCGAUUCAAACGCAAGCAUUUCACACGUUGUACCAUACGAACCACAACGUUCUUUUGGGAGCACCUACGGGUUCGGGGAAAACGAUAUCAUCGGAACUUACAAUUCUAAAAAUGUUUCGAGAUGAACCGCCAGGGAGUAAGGUUGUCUACAUCGCGCCUUUGAAAGCACUCGUUCGCGAGCGCGUGGAUGAUUGGAAGAAGUACUUCUGUCCAACUGUGAAUAAGAAGAUGGUAGAACUUACUGGCGAUUAUACACCGGAUUUGCGUGCGUUACUACGUGCGGAUAUCAUCGUCGCAACUCCAGAAAAAUGGGACGGUAUUUCUCGAAAUUGGCAGUCCCGCUCUUACGUUAGCAAAGUCAAACUCGUCAUUAUUGACGAGAUUCAUCUUUUAGGUGCCGAUCGCGGACCAAUUUUGGAAGCUAUCGUUUCUAGAAUGAAUUAUAUUUCCGCGCGAACAAAAUCGAAAAUUCGCAUCGUCGGAUUAUCGACCGCUUUGGCAAACGCAAGAGAUUUAGGGGACUGGCUUGGUAUCGAGAACGAUAAAGGUUUGUUUAACUUCCGUCCAUCUGUUCGUCCAGUGCCACUCGAAUGUCACAUUCAAGGUUUUCCAGGGAAGUUUUAUUGUCCUCGCAUGCUUUCUAUGAAUAAACCCACCUACGCGGCGAUUCGAACGCACUCGCCUCUGAAACCGGCGUUGGUAUUUGUCUCCUCGAGAAGACAAACGAGAUUGACGGCGCUCGAUUUGAUUGCCUACGCAGCUGCUGACGAGAAUCCAGAUGCUUUUGUGCACUGCAACAGUCAAGAACUGGAGCAAAGAAUCGCGAAGAUUCAAGAUCCAGCUUUGAAGCAUACGUUGCAAUUCGGUAUUGGUUUACACCACGCGGGUCUUUCCCCGGAAGAUCGCGGCGUCGCGGAGCAGUUAUUUGCAGAAUGUAAAAUUCAAGUGUUGGUGUCGACAUCUACUCUAGCUUGGGGCGUGAACUUACCAGCGCAUUUGGUUGUUAUUAAAGGAACUGAGUUUUACGACGGGAAAACAAAACGUUACCAAGACUUUCCCAUCACCGAUGUGUUGCAGAUGAUGGGGAGAGCUGGGCGUCCGCAGUUUGAUAAAAGCGGCUGUUGCGUCGUUCUCGUACACGAACCGAAGAAGAAUUUUUACAAAAAGUUCUUGUACGAACCAUUUCCAGUGGAAUCAAGCUUUAAUGAAUGUUUAGAAGAUCACUUCAACGCCGAGGUCGUUGGUGGAGCUAUAAAAUCGAAGCAAGACGCCGUGGAUUACCUAACGUGGACGUAUUUCUUCCGUCGCGCCAUGAAAAAUCCAACCUAUUACAACCUCGAGGAUACGAAUCACGAAACCGUGAACUCAUACCUAUCAGAAAUGGUUGAAAACACCAUGGAAACGCUCGCGAGUGCAAAAUGUCUCGCUAUUAACGACGAAGAUGAUUCCAUUAAACCUUUAAUGCUCGGCAGAAUUGCGAGUUUCUAUUACUUAAAUUUCAAAACCAUGGCUGUUUUCUCCAAACGUUUGAAGAAAUCGAACACUUUAGAGGAUGUUUUGACAACCUUGUGUGAUGUUGCAGAAUACGAUGAAAUCCCGGUUCGUCAUAACGAAGAUAAGUUAAACGCAGAUUUAGCGAUAAAUGUCCUCAAAGCUGGAGGUUAUCAAGUCGAUCGACGAGCGUACGACGACCCGCACGUCAAGGCUUCUUUACUCUUCCAGGCGCACUUUUUACGACUUCCUUUACCAAUGUCGGAUUACCAUACGGAUACGAAGUCUGUACUCGACCAAUCGCAAAGAAUUCUGCAAGCUAUGACGGAAAUAGUCAGCGAAGCUGGAUGGUUGUCGACAGCGUUAUCAAUAAUGAACUUGACGCAAAUGAUUAUUCAAGGGCUCUCCAUAAACGACAACUCUUUGCUCCUAUUACCAAAAAUUGCCGACGAGGAGGUUUCUAAAUUGGAACGCUUUUCAAAGAUAACGUGUCUUCCACAGCUCGUGUUUCUGGCUAUUCACCGCAAGAGCGCAUUCUUCGAGGCUAUGUCAAAGGCUGGUCUCUCGAAAUCUAAAAGUGAGGCGAUUUACAACGUCUGCGCAAACCUCCCGCUGUUAGACAUGAAAGCCACUUUAGUGGAAGAUAAAGUCAACAGCAGCGAUGGACGUCGCAACGUUUCUGUGAAAGUAUCGUUGAAACGUUCUGGUAAGAAAUCGGGACGUAAAACCGCACCUAGGGCGUAUGCGCCGAGAUUUCCGAAACAGAAAGACGAAGGUUGGUGGAUCGUGUUAGGGGAAAAGAGGCGCACCGGCGAACUCGUGGCAAUGCGCCGAGCUCAGUAUGCAGACACCUUUGACGCAGUUUUAAAAAUUGAUAACUUUCCACGAGGUAUGAGUGUUACAGAUAUCACGGUCUUUAUCAUGUCAGACACGUAUAUUGGAUUAGAUCAAGAAGUACUGGUGAGCAAUACUGACGAUAAAAGAUUUUUAUCUUCCGCUGGUGUGGCGGAUCGACACAGAUUUUUUGAAGAACGCGAAUCUGAUUCUGAAGCGGAAGGAAACUUUUGGCAGGAUGAAGAUGAGCUUUCGGAUGAAGACAUUCCAGAUUUUUAG
Bathycoccus prasinos is the source of this 6924-nucleotide messenger RNA. RefSeq lists its product with no specific name. Bases 1 to 6924 code for a protein of 2307 amino acids. NCBI's taxonomy places the organism in Eukaryota, Viridiplantae, Chlorophyta, Mamiellophyceae, Mamiellales, Bathycoccaceae. The record is from RefSeq and is a predicted model, not a curated record. Gene Ontology annotation, molecular function: nucleic acid binding; ATP binding; ATP hydrolysis activity. The transcript has a single exon.